This is a messenger RNA of Asparagus officinalis (garden asparagus), 857 nucleotides long. RefSeq lists its product as uncharacterized. NCBI's taxonomy places the organism in Eukaryota, Viridiplantae, Streptophyta, Magnoliopsida, Asparagales, Asparagaceae. Bases 122 to 667 code for a protein of 181 amino acids. The transcript has 4 exons. The record is from RefSeq and is a predicted model, not a curated record.
ACCCACAGUCACAGAGAAUCGAGGAGGAAAGGAGAAAUAAAAAUCUUCGCAAGUCGAGACAGCAGAGGAGAAGAGAAGAGAAAGUUCAAGUUGACUAAGUAAAGUGGCAGCAGAGGUAUCAAUGGCUAUGGCAACAUCUUUAUCUACUUUAAACUUGCACCCUUCCUUGAAAAAUCAUAAUCCGAAGUACUUUGGAUUGAGACCAGUCACUCUGCUAAAAAAAUUGAGGAACCGAUAUCAUAUUGAUCGGCUGGCAGUAACAUCAUUCAAUAGGCUCGUCAUCCGGGCUACUACUGAAGGCUCGGCAAAAUCAAGCCAGUCUGAUGAAAAGAUUCCAUCCUGGGCUAGACCAGAUGCUGAUGAGCCUCCUCCUUGGGCUCAGGGUUCAGGCAAUGGCAGCUCUUCUCAGUCGACAUUUGAAAUUCCCUUUUAUGCAUAUUUAUUGGCAUCAGCUAUCACAGCUAUAGCAGCGAUUGGUUCAGUUUUUGAGUAUGUGAAUCAGAAUCCUGUUUUUGGGGUCUUAAGCUCAGACAGUGUAUUUUAUGCUCCUUUACUUGGAUUCUUUGCUUUCACGGGAAUACCAACAUCUGCGUUUUUGUGGUAUAAAUCUGUCCAAGUCGCUAACAAGGAAGCUGAGGAGCAGGAUCGCAAGGAUGGUUAUCUCUAGUAACAAGUGCAAAUUUCAUUACCUGUACACAUUACUCAACCUUCUGUAUCAUACAACUGGUUUUGUUCAAUAACUGUUUUCUGUUUUUGAUACAUGGGCUGUCAUUAAAUUAUGUUAAAUCCCAUGGGCAAAAUUGUUCCGCAAAGGUAUUCUGUUUUCAAUGUAGAUUAAAUUUAUUAACAUCCUUCUC